This is a messenger RNA of Mucor mucedo, 1583 nucleotides long. RefSeq names its product Leo1-like protein-domain-containing protein. NCBI's taxonomy places the organism in Eukaryota, Fungi, Mucoromycota, Mucoromycetes, Mucorales, Mucoraceae. The transcript has 4 exons. The record is from RefSeq and is a predicted model, not a curated record. Gene Ontology annotation, molecular function: RNA polymerase II C-terminal domain phosphoserine binding. Gene Ontology annotation, cellular component: Cdc73/Paf1 complex; nucleus. Bases 32 to 1351 code for a protein of 439 amino acids. Gene Ontology annotation, biological process: transcription elongation by RNA polymerase II; positive regulation of transcription elongation by RNA polymerase II.
UUCUUCUAAACCUUUUUUUUUUAAAAAAAACAUGUCUUACGAAAACGAUAACGAAAGCGCUUCUGAUCACGAUUUCGGAGAUCUCUUUGGCUCAGAAGACGAAGCCUCUGAUAUCGACGAUGGACGAUCACAGUCUUCUGCUGAAGGUCAUAACUCACCUGUUGCAGCCGUAACAACUCCACCACCAACAAAAUCAAAUGACCUCGACAAUUUAUUCGGGAGUGACGAUGAAUCCGAAUCUGAGGAUGAAUCGAGACAAACCAUGAAACACAGAAGUUCACGUAUAGAAUCAUCAGAGGACGAAGAUAGAAGAAGCCCAGCUCGAUAUGAAGAGGACGAGAAUAAAGAAGAUUAUGAUGAUUAUGAUAAUCAGUCUAGCAGAAAACAACGCGUGGAGGUCUCACUUGAAAUGCCUCAACUUCCUGUACCUUACAGUGAUAACGACAAGUAUUACUUGGCAAAAUUACCGCGUUUCUUGGACAUCGAAGUCAACCCUUUUGUACCUCGUGAAUUCGAAGUACAAAUUGAGGAAGGAUUGACUGCCAAGCAAGAGCAAGAAGCUAUUCGUGAACAAAUCGAGAGUACUAUUCGUUGGAGAAGAGUGAGACAACAUGGGCACGAAACAAUGGAAUCAAAUGCACAUAUUGUAGAAUGGGAGGAUGGCAGAAAGUCGUUAAUGUUGGGGGACGAAUGUUUCGAUUUAGGUAUAAAACCAGUUGGAGUAGACGAUCAUUCCUUCCUGUUAGCACAUCAAACGGGUUCUGGCGCACUUGAAAGUCAAACUGAAUUCACGGAUUUGAUGUCAUUUAUGCCUAGUGGACUUAAGAGUGAUACCCAUCGUAACUUGACAGCUCAAAUUGCCGACAAGCAGGUCAAGAAGAACAGGACAAAGAUGUAUUUCACAGAUAAGGAUCCUGAGCUUAUGAAGCAAGAGCUUGAAUCUCAAGAGAACGAACGACUAAAGGCACAAAAGAAAUUGGAGCUGCAGCGCCGAAAGGUGGAUAUGCGUUAUGGAGAUAGCACCAGUAGUCGUAGAAACAAUGAUUUUGGUGAUUAUGAUACCGCAGAUUACCCAUCUCGUAAUGGAGCCAGUAGUCAAGCUCAGGAUAGAUAUGAGGAUGAUUUCGUUGUGGACGACGAUGAAUAUGAUGAAGAGGAGGAGCGAUCGAGAGAGAAUAGAUUAUCACAGGCAAAACGCACUGGUAUGGAUAAAUAUGCUAAGCGUUCGCGUUAUAGUGAUGAUGAAGAUGAAGAGGAAGAUGCCGAUUAUGGUAACGAUGACGACGACGAGGAGGAAAUUGUUGUUAGAAGACAUAAACGUACACGUAUUGUCAGUGAUGAUGACGAGUAAACAUUGUAUUAUAAAUCUGCCCUAAAAUUAAAAACAUAAAAAAAGAGUAAAUUCAUCAUACCAUUUAUACACUGCCAUAUAAGUUAUAAUUCUUAUUGUAUUUGCUUAUGAAUCCACCGUGGCAUAGAUAUAGGGGAACACGUUGAACAAAUGAUAAAACAUUAAACUAGCGACUUUAUUUUAUUUUUAUAAAUAAAAGCGCCAAACAUUACCAGUUUUAUCUCACGCUUUU